Carcharodon carcharias (great white shark) is the source of this 2343-nucleotide messenger RNA. It is a transcript of the gene taf1b, whose product is annotated as TATA box binding protein (Tbp)-associated factor, RNA polymerase I, B. The coding region runs from base 67 to 1824 and encodes 585 amino acids. Gene Ontology annotation, cellular component: RNA polymerase I core factor complex; RNA polymerase transcription factor SL1 complex. The transcript has 15 exons. Lineage: Eukaryota; Metazoa; Chordata; Chondrichthyes; Lamniformes; Lamnidae. Gene Ontology annotation, biological process: RNA polymerase I preinitiation complex assembly; nucleolar large rRNA transcription by RNA polymerase I. Gene Ontology annotation, molecular function: RNA polymerase I core promoter sequence-specific DNA binding. The record is from RefSeq and is a predicted model, not a curated record.
GGCGGACCGGAAGUGUACGCGGAGAAAGUGGUCCGGCCUAAAUGAGCCGGUCGAUCUGCGUUGAGGAUGGAUGAGGAGGACACGAGAGAUUUCAGACAAGCCUGCAAACAAUGUUCUGUGAUUAACUGGGGGAUCUCAGAUGAAGGCAAGUUCUUUUGCAAGUCCUGCCAUAAUGUUAUUGAGAAAACGGCAGAUGUUUCCUCUGAGGUUUUUAUGCAAAAUGCAAGAGUGAACACUGUCUCCAAAGGACUAAAGAAAAGAAACAAACUUGAUCGAGGCUGUGAAUGGUACAUUUGUGAAGGCUUUCAGUACAUCUUGAACCAGCAAGCUAAGGCCUUAGUAGCUUUGGGGACUUCUCCACUGAUCAAAGAUGAAAUUCUGUGCAAUAUUUGGCGACGUUACUUGCAAAAAAACCAAAAUGCCUACACAAACAAACCAAUUGAUGUCUUCAGCAGAAAAAGAACGAUUUCAGAGAACAGUUCUGGUUCAUCAGGAUUGGAGACCAACUCAGAUUUGUCACUUUUACGUGGAUGGUCAUCAUUUUCUGAAAGUGAUCCUGAAAGUCAAGACAGUAGUAUUCAAUUAUCCAAUGAUGCAGUUGUAUCAGAUGAUGAAGCAACAUCUAUACGAUCAGGAUCUAUUGAUGGCCGUCUAUAUCGUCGUGCUGCUUGCCGUGAAAGAUUACUGAUGUCUAUGCCUUUGACACUGGCAUUUUGUUAUCUGGCACUGCUAUGGCUUCGAGAAUCAAUUACUCUUGCUGACUUGCUACGGUUUGUUUCAGAACAUCAUGUACCAUAUUUAAACACCUUCCAGUAUUUUCCUGAAGAGAUGAAACUCUAUGGACCCGAUAUCCGUAUCUUUCAAGUACAGUCCAUUCCAUCCUAUGAAGAAAUCCAAAGGAAGAUGCAUCAACUUGCCGAGUUUCUGAACAUGCCUCGUUUUCCUGAAAUAACUGAGAAGUGUUUUCUCCAUCCAGAUAUACUUUGUAUCAAGUAUUUGAUGGAAGCUAACUUGCCAGAGAGCAUGCAUAUUUGGACACGAAGAUUGGUGAAGAAAAUGGGUAUUGGAGAGAUGGACUUUCUGACCUUUCACCCAUUGUCUAGAGGAGCAAAGACAGUCAUGUAUGAAGUUCAGGCUGCAGCAGUAAUUGUGGUUGCCCUGAAACUGCUGUUUGUGCUUAAUGACAAACAUGAGUGGUUGCUAUCUAACAGCGCAGAUGAGAGAAACAAACAACAUAGUGAAGGUAUUAAACUCUUUCAGUUCAGAAAAUGGUACAAGGUAAUGAGACUCAGUUUGGAUGAAAGUGAGAAGGAAGUGGAAGAGCAGGCAGCCAGGCACUUGUGGAAAUGUGAAAAGCCACUAUUCUUUUCUGUAAAAGACAAGUCUGUAAUCUAUAAAAGGAAACGUAUGAUCCACAGUCUUAAGAAGCAAUUUGUCAGACUCACUAGUUCCCAUCAAACAAUGGAAAAGAGAGGACCUUCAAGUUUCAGGUUCAUUUGGAGCGAAGGCAACUUAGAGAGACCUUGUUUUCAUGGAGACAGCUUAGAAGCAUAUGGUGAUGAGAAAAGUAAAAAGAUCACAACUGUCAAUGAGUGCUACUGGAUCAGUUGUCUAAAGAUUUGCAAAAAUAAGAACUGUGGACACUUAACUAAGUCUGAAGAAAAAAAAUUUCCUGGAAGUUAUCUGUUUGUUCUAAAUUUGUUCUCCUUCCUGCUUGGAGUAGAGUUCUCUAUACUACAUCAGGAAGUUUGUCAGUUGGAACAGAGACUGUUUGAUGUACCAGAAGCAUCAAAGCUUAAAAGAAAGUGCAAGAAAACAAAAUAACUGAAGAGAGAAGACAACUUGGCACAAGCAACUCUUGAAUCUGAAAUUGACAACCUUUGAAUGUUGAGCUGUUUUAUUGUAGGUUGCUAGGAUUGCAGCAAAAUGAUUUUUAACAAGCUGAUGUAAAAACUCUGUUCCACUUCAAAUAAUAAACUGGUACUGUGGGAGGAAAAAAGUUCACGCUACAAUAACCCUCAGUGAAAGUUCUUUUACUUGUUUAUUUUGACCAUUUGUGGCAUGGAGGUCACAUUUCCAAAUCCAUUUUGCAAAGAGGAGCAUCAGUGCACAAUGUUAACAGCCAUGAUGAUUAUGCCUCCAUUAAAUCAGUCUGAUGACGAUGCAGUAGGAUAUAAAUUCUACUGCAGUUCAGCAUUUUUGUGCUAAGAUGGCAUAUUGUUGUUUUGACACAAGGUUAUAAUUAUGCUAAGGCUUUCAUAAGUAUUAGAUUCUUCAAAAAUAAGUAUUUUUCCUAAAUGUACCAAUGUCAUUUAUAAUUCAAUAAAGUUAUGAUUUUUAUAA